This is a messenger RNA of Penicillium oxalicum, 1773 nucleotides long. RefSeq names its product putative monooxygenase. The record is from RefSeq and is a predicted model, not a curated record. NCBI's taxonomy places the organism in Eukaryota, Fungi, Ascomycota, Eurotiomycetes, Eurotiales, Aspergillaceae. Gene Ontology annotation, biological process: secondary metabolite biosynthetic process. Bases 1 to 1773 code for a protein of 590 amino acids. Gene Ontology annotation, molecular function: FAD binding; monooxygenase activity. The transcript is spliced from 8 exons.
AUGCAAGACAAGAUUCUGGGUCUGUGUCUUUCCGUUCUUCCCAUCACUUUGUCAGUCCAUUUUGCGGAGAGAGGUGUGGGUCAACUUGGGUCGUCUCCGGAAGCAGUCCAACACAAUGGGCCAAAGCGUACCGUCCCUGUCAUGAAAGGUCUUAGGAGACGGUUCAUCGAACCUGAAGAUCUUUAUCUUUUUGAAGCAACCAUAGAAAACCCCAACACUCAAGGACUUGUAAUCGGCUCAACCGAGAAAUCUGCCAGUUCUCGCAUUCUCAAUGAACCCAUCUUCAGAAGGUGCAAGCUACUGAGGCUGGAAUUUCCGAAAGUCGGCAAUCCCGAGCGUGGAACGUUUGCCGCUGGAGCAUCUGACGGCUGCGUCGCUGAGAGGAGCAAGCAUCUCAGAGCUCAAGGGAUUCUUCAACAAUCUCAACACAAUCGGUCGGACAUGAUUUCUCAAGAGGCCCAUCUUCGGGUGGUCAUCGUUGGAGCUGGCCUCAGUGGCAUCGCAGCGGCCAUUUCAACUGCCCUUUCGGGCCACUCGGUGCAAGUGAUUGAACAAGCAGCGGAGCUGGCAGAAGUGGGCGCAGGCCUGCAGAUCACUCCAAAUGCGUCCCGCCUUUUGAAGCAUUGGCAAUUGCGUGACUCGCUGUGGGCUGCCGCCGCCGAACCGACAAAGUUGACCGUGCAUCGAUAUUCGGGUGAGAUCUUGGCCCACGACGACGCCUUUGACAAGGGAAUUCGCGCCAAGUAUAAUGCCCCCUUUGUCGAUCUACACCGAGUGGAUCUGCAGCAAGCGCUAUUUGAGCGAGCUAAGGAGCUGGGAGUAAGCUUCCAUUUGGGCGAGAGGAUUGCUCGAAUUGAUUUUGAGACCACCACCGUUCACUCGGAAAGAGGUGGUGAAUUCACGGGAGAUUUGAUCGUCGCGGCGGAUGGCCUGUGGUCACGUUGUCGCGAGGCUUUGAUAGGUCAGAAGGACGAGCCUCUUCCGACGGGAGAUUUGGCAUAUCGCAUCGUUUUGUCUGCGGAUCAGAUCCAAGACCUGGAGCUCAAGGCUCUUGUGGAAAAUCCCGAAGUUCACUUCUGGAUUGGGCCCGGUGCUCAUGCGGUUGGAUACUCGGUGCGAGGCGGGAAAAUGUAUAACAUCGUUCUGCUUGUUCCGGAUAACCUUCCACCAGGUAUUUCACGACAGGCUGGCUCGGUUGAUGAGAUGAAACAGCUUUUUGCGGGUUGGGAUCCAAUCCUCAACAGAUUUCUGGACUGCGUGACAAGCGGGAAAAUCGACAAGUGGAAGCUCAUGCACCACGGCGAGAUGGAAAAAUGGGUUAGUGACCAGUCCAAUCUGGUUUUCAUCGGCGACUCGUGUCAUCCCAUGCUCCCGUAUCUGGCUCAGGGAGCAAACUCUUCCCUGGAAGAUGGUGCCGUUCUUGGUCUUUUGCUGGGGCGAAUGACCGACAAAGCCCAGCUUCCGCAUAUUCUCCGUCUGUAUGAAAGACUUCGCAAGUCCAGAGGGGAGGCCAUUGUCCGAGAAACUUUCAAACAGAGACACGACUUUCACAUGGAGGACGGAGAAGAGCAAGUGCGGCGUGAUGAAAUAUUCCGCUCGCAGCUUGGAAAGGAGAUCAAAGGAGCAUUUCCCAGUCGAUGGACGUGUCCGGAGGUUCAGCCGUGGCUGUACGGCUAUGAUGCCCUUGAGGAGGUGGAAAAGGCCGUCUUGGAACAUACACAUCUCUUUUCUCGACCUGGCAAGUCUCGCUCCUCUUCAUGUGUCAUAUUAUGA